CGUUUUUCAAUCGAACAUAUCACACCUCUGCUCCUCACCAUCACAUCGGCAACAGGAUUAUGACCGUCUUCGUUCCAUUGGAGGCAGGUUCGUCUCCUCCUCCAACACCAUCUUUUCUGGUGCCUUCAGAAACCCCAAACUUGCACCUGCGAAAAGCUAUCAAGGCCAUCCUGAAGGCCAAACGGUUGGUUGUCGUGUGUGGUGCUGGUAUAUCUGUUUCUGCCGGAAUUCCAGACUUUCGCUCAGAGUCGGGUCUCUUUCAAACGUUGAAGCGAGACAACCCGAAAGAAGCGUUGUCUUCCGGAAGAGACUUGUUCGAUGCGUCAGUGUUCAACAAUGAACACACGACAUCAAUGUUUUGCCAAAUGAUAGCUCAAUUAUCCGAGCUCUCCCAGGCAGCCAGCCCCACGCCUUUUCAUCAGGUACUACGAUCGCUUGAUGACAGGGGCAGGCUCCUGCGUGUCUACACCCAGAACAUCGACGCUAUCGAGCUGAAAUCUGGUCUUUCCUUUGGUAUCCCAGAGUUUGAUAAGAGACGAGCAAGGCCGAGAUCUAAGCCAAAAUCGACUGGUCCUCCCAUCGCUGAUCGACCUACGAUAUCUACUAGUGCUCCUUCUUCGCAAGAUGGCUCAUCGACGACACCGGGAUCAAGGUACAUGUCUCCUGCUGUUGAAGUCCCUCGUUGCAUUCCUCUACAUGGAACGCUGCAGACGCUGCAUUGCCAAACAUGCAUGCACACGUUUCCACUCGAGAAUUACGUGCCUUCCCUGACGUUAGGAACACCCCCAACUUGCCCCGAGUGCACCCAAAUGGAGGAGACGCGUCAACUUAUCGGAAAGCGAGCCCGAGGUGUGGGAAAAUUGCGACCCAGUGUGGUUCUUUAUAACGAGCUGCAUAAAGAUGGCGAAGGGGUGGGCGAAGUCGCGAGGAGAGAUCUUGUUGGAUGUUCCAAAGGCAAGGGGCGGAGUGGUGUGGAUACUUUGCUUGUGGUUGGCACAAGUUUAAAAGUUCCAGGCACCAAACGCAUGGUUCGCGAAUUCUCGAAGGCGGUACGCGCCAGAGGACACACUGCAUCGAGGGAUUCUACGUCUGCAUCUACAGGUCUCGCAACACCAGCACCCUCUCCUGGCAAGGGGCCAGCUACAUCAGCAGGCGACUCUCCCUUCAAGUCUAUCUAUUUGAAUUUUGAUUUUCCGGGGCCGACACGAGAAUGGGAAGGCGUCUUCGACGUGUGGUUACAAGGAGAUGCUCAAAGUUUCGCGGAGCUCUUGGAGGCAGAAAUCGUAAAAGAGGCUGCCGAAAAAGAAGCUGCAUUAGAGAGGAAACGGAAACGGGAAGAGGAUGCCACUCACUUAGAAGGCUCAGAAGAAGCGGGUCUUCCGAAGAAGAAGAAGACAGCGAAGACAGAAAAGCAAAGCUCUGAAAAGCCAGCAAAGCGGAAACCCAAAGCCUUGCCGUCUGUUCGUCCUCGGAAGUCCAAGAGCAAACACCAAGAAGACAUAGACAUCAGUGUAUCAUCCGCCCCGAAGAUAACGCACGGCAACCCGAAACUUACGAUUCGAAUUCCACCCCUGAAAGGCCGUUACAUCCCCGAGGUAUGCAUCACCACUCCCGUACCGCGGGGGCUUAAAGCGGCGCAAUUUCCUUGCACUCCCCCUGCAACUCACGUGAAACAUCGGUUGUUAUCUCAUUCAGACUACCCGCCUUCAGAUACCACGGAGAUAGGAUUUGACGAAAGCGAUCUCUCCGAGUUGUCUGGUGAUGAGGUAGCAGGCGAACUUCCUAGGACUGCCAUACGGACUGCACAAUAUGGACUUCGGGCCACCAGAGGGUAAUAAUAUCUUGUACUAUCUUUAUUGUAUUUAUUUAUCGUACGCUACACGCCUCGUUGACUUCGGGAUUUUCACAAUUAGUUAGCAGCAGUUGCACAUGGGACUGCUUCAAGGUGGGAUUUUAGCGUGC
Molecule: messenger RNA, 1962 nt
Organism: Suillus discolor
Lineage: Eukaryota; Fungi; Basidiomycota; Agaricomycetes; Boletales; Suillaceae
Product: DHS-like NAD/FAD-binding domain-containing protein
Exons: 3
Coding region: 60-1835 (591 amino acids)
Biological process (GO): pericentric heterochromatin formation; replication-born double-strand break repair via sister chromatid exchange; regulation of DNA repair
Cellular component (GO): mating-type region heterochromatin
Molecular function (GO): NAD+ binding; histone deacetylase activity, NAD-dependent
Source: RefSeq, a predicted model, not a curated record